This is a messenger RNA of Lathyrus oleraceus (garden pea), 1360 nucleotides long. RefSeq names its product serine/arginine-rich splicing factor RS41. The transcript is spliced from 7 exons. Gene Ontology annotation, molecular function: RNA binding. The coding region runs from base 366 to 1175 and encodes 269 amino acids. The record is from RefSeq and is a predicted model, not a curated record. NCBI's taxonomy places the organism in Eukaryota, Viridiplantae, Streptophyta, Magnoliopsida, Fabales, Fabaceae.
GUUGGUUGCAUAAGCAUUUCUAAGCUUCGAAAAUAUGAAGCCGAUCUUUUGUGGAAACCUGGAUUUCGAUGCAAGACAAUCUGAUGUUGAGAGGCUUUUCAGAAAAUACGGCAAGAUUGAUAGAGUGGACUUGAAGUCUGGAUUACUUGGAAAGUUGGAAUGUCCAUGCUCUUCUUGGAUGGAUGUGCUUCUCUGCAUUUCUUUUAUAGAAUGUGCCCCAGCUUCUCCUUCUUGUAUUUUUCCAGAAGAAAUAAUCUGAUCCGCCCUAGCCUUGCCAUUCUGCAUUCCCUCAGCAUUCAUUGCUUUUUCAUUCCUCAUGACUUUUGCUCAGUGUUCAAUUUCCGACAUGUUUCAACAUAUAAACCAUGAUGAUUUCGCAAUGGGGCAGGUGUUGUGGUUUUGCUUUUGUCUACAUGGACGAUGAACGUGAUGCCGAGUAUGCAAUUAGACGGCUUGAUCAAACAGAAUUUGGUAGAAAAGGGCGCCGAAUUCGUGUCGAAUGGACCAAGCAAGAGCGUGACAACAGAAGGUCUGGUGGUGAUUCAAAGAAAUCUUCAACUAAUACAAGACCAUCGAAGACUUUGUUUAUUAUAAAUUUUGAUCCUGUUCACACCAGGACAAGGGACUUAGAGAGACACUUUGAUCCCUAUGGGAAAAUAUCAAAUUUAAGGAUCAGAAGGAAUUUUGCUUUUAUCCAGUUUGAAACCCAGGAGGAAGCCACUAAAGCGUUGGAAGCAACUAACCUGAGCAAGUUUAUGGACCGCGUUAUCACUGUGGAGUAUGCUAUAAGAGAUGACGAUGUCAAAAAGGAUGGAUACAGUCCUGAUAGGAGAGGUCGCGGCUCCCCUGAUGGGAGGUAUGGUCGUGGCAGAUCUCCGAGUCCUUAUCGUAGAGGUAGGGGUAGCCCUGAUUAUGGUAGAAGUAGGGGUAGCCCUGAUUAUGGUCGUGGAUCAAAUCCAGCUUCCAGACCAGAACCAAGAGGAAGCCCCAAGUAUGAACGAGCUGAAAGCCCAAUGAAUGGGAGAUAUGAUAGCCGAUCUCCUCCACCUCGUGGAUCAAAUCAAUCUUCCAGACCAGAACCUAGAGGAAGCCCCGAGCAUGAACGAGCUGAAAGCCCAAUGAAUGGGAGAUAUGAUAGCCGAUCUCCCCCACCUCGUGAUAGGUCAAGAUCCUGAGUAGUAGCUGACAGAACUGUGUAAAAUUGUUGCUGGACCAUUUUUAUUUCAUUCCAACUUAUGUUAGUCCAUAUUUUGGCAGCAAGAAAGUUCGAACUUGUUGUAUUUACUCUUAUGUCUGUUAGAGUCUAAUGUGCAAUCUGCAAAGACAUUAUUAUAUGUUAAAUACAGUAUGUUACUCAUCA